UGCAUUGUCGGUUAUUCAUAGCGUAUAGAAAAAGAAAAGUGUUUAUUAUCCUUCGUCUUUCUCGAACGCAAAUUUCGUCCCACGUUUAAACGAUCAAUUUAUCGUGCAGCUGACUUACCGGCGGGGUUCGCAAGUCUACCGGACUCAGCGUCGGCGGUUUUACAGAGAAGGCGGACGGAGAUUCCGAUGGGUAAUACGUAUUGUGUUUUGUUCGGCUGCGUGGAGCAAGCGAGUGUGGGGGUGGUUGAGAGAUGGGGAAGGUUUGAAAAAUUGGCUCAGCCUGGGCUCCAUUUCUUCAACCCUUUUGCAGGCCAGUGCCUUGCCGGAUUCCUCUCCACUAGGAUUUCCUCCCUUGAUGUUCGUAUUGAGACCAAGACCAAGGAUAAUGUCUUUGUGCAAUUGCUGUGUUCAAUUCAGUACCGGGUCAUCAAAGAAAAUGCUCAUGAUGCAUUUUAUGAGUUGCAAAAUCCCCAAGAACAGAUUCAGGCCUACGUGUUUGAUGUGGUUCGUGCCGUUGUCCCUAGAAUGAAUUUGGAUGAACUCUUUGAACAAAAGGGUGAAGUUGCUAAAGCUGUAUCGGAGGAACUUGAGAAGGUGAUGGGAGACUAUGGAUAUAGUAUAGAGCACAUUUUAAUGGUCGAUAUAAUACCAGAUGCUUCGGUGCGCAGCGCAAUGAAUGAGAUUAAUGCAGCUCAAAGGCUUCAACUUGCUAGUGUAUACAAAGGCGAAGCGGAGAAGGUGCUCCUAGUAAAAAAGGCAGAAGCUGAAGCUGAAGCGAAAUACCUUGGCGGGGUCGGUGUGGCGAGGCAGAGACAGGCAAUCACAGAUGGUCUGAGAGAGAAUAUCUUGAACUUCUCCCAUAGGGUGGAAGGUACCUCAGCUAAAGAGGUAAUGGAUCUGAUCUUGAUUACUCAAUAUUUUGACACCAUCAAGGACCUUGGAAAUUCAUCCAAGAACACAACUGUGUUCAUUCCUCAUGGUCCGGGCCAUGUUAGAGAUGUAAGCGACCAAAUACGCAGCGGGAUGAUGGAGGCUGCGAGCGCACAGGCAGGGCUUACUAAUGAUGAGGUGAACAUCAAUUUACUCCACUGAUUCAGCAAGUACCUGCACCACCAUGUGUAUCUCUUCUUUUAUCCAACUAUGAAAAAAUGUUCUUUACAUUUUAAUAAUAAUUUCCGAUUCGAUACGUGUUUUGAUUUGAUGUAUAGAAAGAGUCCGAGGGUUGAUAUUCAAUAAUGGAAAAUGAUUCUUCUGAUAUAUAGAUUUUAUUAUUCCC
Molecule: messenger RNA, 1276 nt
Organism: Cucurbita maxima (winter squash)
Lineage: Eukaryota; Viridiplantae; Streptophyta; Magnoliopsida; Cucurbitales; Cucurbitaceae
Product: hypersensitive-induced response protein 4
Exons: 5
Coding region: 187-1092 (301 amino acids)
Source: RefSeq, a predicted model, not a curated record